Trichoderma reesei QM6a is the source of this 609-nucleotide messenger RNA. RefSeq names its product ARP2/3 complex protein. Lineage: Eukaryota; Fungi; Ascomycota; Sordariomycetes; Hypocreales; Hypocreaceae. The coding region runs from base 1 to 609 and encodes 202 amino acids. Gene Ontology annotation, biological process: regulation of actin filament polymerization; Arp2/3 complex-mediated actin nucleation. The record is from RefSeq and is a predicted model, not a curated record. Gene Ontology annotation, cellular component: Arp2/3 protein complex; cytoplasm; actin cytoskeleton. Gene Ontology annotation, molecular function: actin filament binding. The transcript has 3 exons.
AUGUCCAUCAUCCAGCACCACACCGCCGCCUCCCUCAGCGACGCCUGGCGCACCGUCAACAUCGACAUCCUGACCGAGGACUCGAGCGUCAACUUUGACACGUCGACGCUGCGCCCGCCGCAGCCCGAGAUCGCCGAGGCCGACGUCCGCGCGCUGGCCUCGCAGGUGCGGCAGCUGCUGAGGGGGGGCGACGCCGAGGGCGCGCUGAGGAGCUGUCUCGAGACGCCCGUGUAUAACGGGACGGAUGCUGCAAAGGAGGCGCAUUUGCAGACUAUCAUCGAGGUCCUGCAGUCCAUCAAGGCGAGCGACAUGACGCCCCUGCUCAGGGGAAUCUACGCGGCCCCCGGCGGAAGCGAGCUCCUCGACGUCCUCAUGAAGUACAUCUACAAGGGAAUGGCCAGCGGAGUGCCCGCCGCCGCAGGACUCAAGUCCCCCGCCAAGAUGACGCCCCAGUCCACCGGCUUCAGCCAGAUCGGCUCACGGCCCGGCGUGUCCAACGAGCCCGCGUCGGCCGCCAUGAGCGUGCUGCUGAGCUGGCAUGAGAAGCUGGUGGAGGUUGCCGGGCUGGGAUGCAUUGGCCGGACGAUGACGGACUGGCGGAGGGUAUGA